Messenger RNA from Ailuropoda melanoleuca (giant panda), 1388 nucleotides. RefSeq lists its product as uncharacterized. Bases 399 to 1103 code for a protein of 234 amino acids. The transcript has 6 exons. The record is from RefSeq and is a predicted model, not a curated record. NCBI's taxonomy places the organism in Eukaryota, Metazoa, Chordata, Mammalia, Carnivora, Ursidae.
AAAUGUGGGGUUGGUCCUGAUCUGACCCUGGCCCAUACCUGGGGCAGAAAAAGGACACUCCGUCAAAACAAAAUCUGAAUGAAGUCGAUACUGAAAAAAAAUCUUUGGUUUUUGCUGGGAACCUUUCUAGCGUUUAACGUGCCGACGUGUAUCGUGCUUUGGGUCUGGUUUUCGGCCUUUCCUAUCUCCCUGCCCUGUGCCAGAGCCGGUGUCCCACGGGGCCCAGUCCGGGAAAGCAGGGUGGCGCACCGCGUGGAGGGGGGCCGUGUUUGUGAAUGACGCUCCCCUCAGGGCCUGGCGCGCGCCUUCCCAUGAGGAUUCUUGAGGAAAGCAAGUGACAUGAAAGUCCACAGCCUCAUGCUUUGGUGAAGCGAAAGUCCGCGAUCGCUGCCCCCGCCAUGGCCGGUCUGAGGUCCGGCCGGCCCGCCUGCAUCAGGGCGGCUUUCAGCGCCGCGCGCCCCGGGGCCGGCUUCCGGAGGAGCCGGAGAAACACCCUCCAGCGCUUCAAGGCCAAUCACAAAAAGAAUCACAUGGACUUAAUUGAAGGUAUCUGGAGAGAGUCUUGUGCUCAGUUUUUAGAUCCUUUCGAUGGCGAUUCAGAAGACCCCAGAGGCCCUCCGGCCUCCAGCUUCAGCGACUGUCCUCCGGGUGACGUGAGCGGCACUGUGCCUUUACGUGGCCUCGGUUGCGGGAGUCCGGGCCAAGUUCGCGUGGGAGACCCCCUCUCGUCAAAAGCCCCAGACCUCCUCCCGAAAGCUGCCGGCUGGGGCCCCCACUCCCUGGAGGCCGACGACGUGGAUAUGCAGCCCGCGGAGGCCAGCAGCCCUGAGGCCCGAGGACGGGCAGCCAGGCGCUCUGGGUCGCCGGAGGACUGGGGGAUGACGGAGGACCGCUGGCCCGGGGCAGCCGGGCCUGUGCUCCCUGCCGCGGGGCCCCCCGAGCCUGGCAGACACGCGCAGGGCAGAGCCAGAGCGGCCCGGCCGCCACCCAGGCUCGGGAGUGAGAAGGACAAGGGGCCCAAGCUCCCCCUCUCCAAGAGGAAACUGGAACUUCUACUUGCAGAGCCCGAGAAAAAUAAGAGAAAGAGGCAGUACGCGGCCUAGACCAAGCACGCAAGACAAGCAUGAGUCUGGUGCCAGCACUGGGUGGCCGCUGCCCCCAAGCCCCAGGACUGCGCCGCUCCCAAGUGCCAAUAAAAGGGAAGGCCGCCCGAGGACCAGAGCUGCUCCUUCCUCCUGGGAGACCCCCCACCCAUUACGUCGAGUGUGAACAGCGAGUGGUCAGCAGCUGCCACCCUGGGAUCUGGGGGCAGGAACGCGCCGAGAGGACACGGGAUGGGUGGCCGGCCGACCGAGGGCAUCCGCACCCCCGUGUGACACAGAACUGUC